AGACUGAGCCGGUAAUUGGCUUCCACGGUCUACACUCAGCUGGUCAAACCGGGGAAGCCGAACCAAUAAGAACAAGAACAUGCGCCUUCUUUAAAGUCUGAGCCAUUUCAAAAUUUCUCAAUAAUUUCUGCACAAAAUCUUCUCUUUGCAAGUUUCCAAUGGCAACUCAACGAUUACUUCUCAAGAAACCAAUUCUCAGGGCAUCUUCUGCUGCAGCUUCUGCUUUUGCUUCAACUUCUGCACACCCCACAUCAUCAGAUACCUUCUUAAGUGAAAAGAUUUUAUGGGGUUUAAAGCAACAAGGUAAAAAACCCGCUAGUUUCAACCCUUCUCUGUUUCAUGAAUUAAACCCCUUAAUUUUUACUGAAGUUCUUCAUAAAUGUCGAGAAAAUUUGCAAGUAGGUCAGAGAUUUAUUGAUUUGGUAUCCUUAAAUUGCCCGAAUUUCAAGCAUUCUUCGACUUCGUUGAGUUCUGCUAUUCAUGUUCUUGUUAGGAGUAGAAGGGUUUCAGAUGCUCAGGCAUUGGUUCUUAGGAUGAUUAGGAAAAGUGGUGUUUCGCGCAUUGAGAUUGUGGAUUCUCUGGUCUCAAGUUAUGAGGAUUUUGGGUCAGAUUUACGUGUUUUUGAUUUGUUAAUUAGAACUUAUGUGCAAGCUAGGAAGUUAAGAGAAGCUGUUGAGGCGUUUCAUGUGUUGAAAAGUAGGGGAUUUUGUGUGAGUAUUAAUGCUUGUAAUAGUCUCCUAGGAGGGCUUGUGAAGAUUGAGUGGAUUGAUUGGGCAUGGGAGGUUUAUCAUGAAAUUGUUAGAUGUGGGAUUCAGGUAAAUGUUUAUACGUUGAAUAUAAUGGUUAAUGCGAUGUGUAAACAAGGAAAGAUUGAUGCAGUGAAGGGAUUUCUAUCUGAAAUGGAAGAGAAAGGGAUUUUUUCGGAUAGUGUAACGUAUAAUACUUUGAUCAAUGCUUAUUCUCGUGAAGGGAAAUUGGAAGAAGCGUUUGGGUUGAUGAAUGUAAUGUCGGCCGAGGGCUUCAAGCCAUGUCUUUUGACAUUUAAUUGUAUUGUUAAUGGUUUGUGUAAGAAUGGAAAAUAUGGAAAAGCAACGCAAGUUUUAGAUGAGAUGGUGAAGAUUGGGCUGAGUCCAGAUACUGCUACUUAUAACUCUUUGCUGGCUGAGUGUUGUAGAAGUGGUAAUUUGUCAGAAGCUGAAUCAGUUUUCAGUGAAAUGUUGCAUCGGGGUGUUAUUCCAGAUUUGGUUAGUUAUAGUUCAUUGAUUGCUUUGUUUUCAAGGGUCGGGCUACUUGAUCGUGCAUUAGGGUAUUAUAAGGAUAUGAAGUCCAAUGGCCUCAUACCAGACAAGGUGAUAUACACCAUUCUUAUUGGUGGGUUUUGUAAACAUGGCUCAAUGUUGGAAGCUAUGAGGAUCCGAGAUGAAAUGCUGGAGAAGGGUUGCCUUAUGGAUGUGGUAACUUAUAAUACUAUUUUGAACGCACUAUGCAAUAAGAAGAUGCUGUCUGAGGCUGAUCAACUUCUAAAUGAGAUGUUUGAAAGGGGAGUGUUUCCUGAUUAUUAUACUUACACGACACUCAUAAAUGGAUAUUGCAAAGAUGGUAAUAUGAGUAAAGCAUUGACAUUGUUCAGAUCCAUGCUUCAGAGAAAUCUCAAGCCGGAUAUUGUGACGUACAACACCUUGAUUGAUGGAUUCUGCAAGGCAGGUGAAAUAGAGGAAGCAAUCUUAUUAAGAGAUGAAAUGAUCACAAAAAACGUACUACCUAAUUUAAUUACAUACAGUAUUCUUAUAAAUGGGUUUUGCAGUAGAGGCUUUAUAUCUGAUGCUCUUAGGUUAUGGGAGAAGAUGGUUGAUACACGUAUCCAGCCUUCUCUUGUGACUUGCAACUCUCUUAUCAAAGGCUAUUGUAGGCAUGGUGAAACUGAAAAGGCAUGUCAAUUUCUUGGUCAGAUGAGAUCUCAAGGAGUUUUUCCUGAUUGUUUUACGUAUAACACUCUUAUAAAUGGAUAUAUAAAAGAGGAGAAUAUGGACAAAGCUUUUGACUUGCUUAGUGAGAUGGAAAAUCAAGGACUAUCGCCUAAUGUUAUCACAUACAAUGUCAUGCUUGAUGGAUUUUGUAAACUAGGUAGAAUGCAAGAAGCCAACAUGUUAUAUAGGAAAAUGUCUGGAAGAGGCAUAAAUCCUGAUAGAGCCACGUAUACUUCAUUAAUUAAUGGGCAUGUAUCAUUGGACAACUUCAAGGAGGCUGCUUGGUUCCAUGAUGAAAUGUUGCAACGGGGUUUUAUGCCUGAUGAUAAGUUUUAAUUUCUUUGUCGGUUUGAGUCUUUAUGAUUAUGGCAUGCACUCAAUUGUUUGAGUUGGAUCUUAUUGAGGUGUUGAUGCAGCCAUUUUUGGGUAACAUGGCUGAUCAAUGGGGAAGAUUAAAAUUCAUAAAUGGAGUUCAAGUAAAGUAAAUGAUAGAGGCAAGACAAUAUCUCAGUACUUUUUACUUCCAGGUUUGAGCUUGAUAUUUUUGCGGCAGGAGACUGGAAUUUGACUGAACUGUACCUUCGGUGGAGAUCUUGCAAUUGUUUUGCUUGUUUCAUCUUGCAAGUGUUGCGGUCCAAAUUUGAGAUCCAGGGGAGAAUAAGUAAAAGGAGAACAGGGGAAGUGCGUAGGCUGAUGGUUGGGGAUUUUGCAAUUUUUCAGCAGAUUGCUGAGUGGUGGCUGUGGUGACAAGAAGGCUGGCACCUUGGUUGAAAGAAGGCGUGAAGAUGACGGAGGAAACAGUGGUGCUGUUGAUAGAAAUGAGGGAUUGCUUUAAGAAAUCACUUCGUAGUAGAACUUUCAGAAAAAAUAAAAGUGAGAACUGAGACUCAGGGCAACUGAUAACUGCACUUUGGUGCUGUUAGUCCCUGGCUUCAUGAAGAAAUUCUUGAAUGAAGAAUGGAGCAACUGGUAGAGUAAGGCUGAUAGACGUGGUAAAUUUGCGGAAGAAGAGCAACUCAAAUUUUGCUGCAGAUUGCUCCCCAGUUGUCACCACCUCUUAUUGUAUGAAUAUUAAUGCUCUUACUCUGUCCCUGCUUUCUGGAUGAUUUGAAGGAAAAGAAGCAACAAUGGGAGUAGCACUCUUUGGAGAUAGCACUAAAUGCACAGUUCAAUUUAUACAGGUCAUACGACUCUGCAGUAGAAAUCUCUGCGUUUGUGGUGUGGCAUUGGGUAGAUUUGAGUCAGUAUUAGUUUCACCCAUCAUUGCUAAUUUCCAAGUUUUAAUACAAUUGCUAUUUUGGUACUAGUUGCGAAAA
Messenger RNA from Coffea arabica (coffee), 3283 nucleotides. RefSeq lists its product as uncharacterized. NCBI's taxonomy places the organism in Eukaryota, Viridiplantae, Streptophyta, Magnoliopsida, Gentianales, Rubiaceae. The record is from RefSeq and is a predicted model, not a curated record. Gene Ontology annotation, molecular function: protein binding.